GACAGUGACCCGCAGGGCGCGGACACAGUACCCGUGGUAACGCACGUGGGCUAGUCCUGAUUGCAGUCCGUCCGGGGACCACUUGACACUUAACCCGUUUAGAGCGCUUCACGCUCCGAAUCUCAUCGGACCCUUUGCCACAGCCCUGCCCAGGGCCACAGAUGCCCCCGUUUCACACAUGAAGAAGCAGCCCAGGCUCAGACGGGCGUCAAGCCCGGGAGAAGGUUGCCGGGGGAACGAGUGACAGUGUCUGGACUAAAACCCGACCCUCUGCGGCGGGCGGCUCCAGAGCUCCUCCCCUGACCCUCCCUCCUCCACGCCGCCCCCGGCGUUGCCUGCCGCCACGCGCCUCGCCGCCACUGCAGAGACGCGGCUCCGGUCCCGCUCGCCUCCGCUGCGGGCCUCGAGGACGCGGGGUCCCGGCCCCCCGCUGGCCGCGCCGCUGCUGACCGGUUUUCCCAUCCUGUCAGGCGGGCACGGCCCACAGCGCCCCCACCAGGCACCAUGGACUGGAAGACGCUCCAGGCCCUACUGAGCGGGGUGAACAAGUACUCCACAGCCUUCGGACGCAUCUGGCUGUCGGUGGUGUUCGUCUUCCGCGUGCUGGUGUACGUGGUGGCUGCAGAGCGCGUGUGGGGGGACGAGCAGAAGGACUUUGACUGCAACACUAAGCAGCCAGGCUGCACCAACGUCUGCUACGACGAGUUCUUCCCCAUCUCCAACAUCCGCCUCUGGGCCCUGCAGCUCAUCUUCGUCACGUGCCCGUCGCUGCUGGUCAUCCUGCACGUGGCCUACCGCGAGGAGCGGGAGAGGCGUCACCGCGAGAAACACGGCGACCAGUGCGCCAAGCUGUACGACAACGCGGGCAAGAAGCACGGUGGCCUCUGGUGGACCUACCUGUUCAGCCUCAUCUUCAAGCUCCUCAUCGAAUUCCUCUUCCUCUACUUGCUGCACACUCUCUGGUACGGCUUCAGCAUGCCCCGCCUGGUCCAGUGCGCCAACGUGGCCCCCUGCCCCAACAUCGUGGACUGCUACAUCGCCCGGCCCACCGAGAAGAAGCUCUUCACCUACUUCAUGGUGGGCGCCUCCGCCGUCUGCAUCGUGCUCACCUUCUGCGAGAUCUGCUACCUCAUCUUCCACAGGGUCGUGCGAAGCCUUCCCAGAAAGAGCGGCCUCCGGGGCCGCGGCCCCCCGUCCUCCGCCAGCCAGGCCUCCACCUGCCGCUGCCACCACAAGCUGGUGGAGGCCGGGGAGUUGGGCCCGGAUUCCAGCGACGACAAGAUACGUGCUUCGGCACCCAACAUGACCCCCAUCUGACCACGGGCUGGGGAGCGAUCCUGGGCUGCCCGUGGGGACAGGCAGGGAGGUAUUGUGCCGGUGGAGGGGUCCUCCCGGGGCUGGGGGGCCCCACUCUGAAUUCACUACGCUAUUCAAUUUCACCUUUAGUAGAUUGUUUUGAGCGCUGGGCACUGUGCUGUCUGUCUGGUAUAGGUCACACCACAGGCCCACUGGCAGCCCUCCUGGGAGAAAGACAAGCAAAUUAACUACUGCCUGCAAGGGGACACUUAGAGGACUCCGCUGGGCUUCACCUAAGCCAGGAGGGGAUGAUGGGGAGAGGCUUCCCUGAGGGAGGAAUGUUUAAGAGAGGUGAGAAGUGCUUCCUAGCACACAAAAGCAGGUGCAGAGGCCUGGAGGCCACAAAGGGAAAGAUGCUUGCCCUGGGUCUGGUGAGAUGUACCAGACCAAAGGGAAUCUUCAUUCCUUCGGGAGAAGCACCCAGAUUCCUGGGAUGGAAAGGAAGUAUCCUCCCAGCAGUGGAGGUCUGGAGGCUGAGAGUGAGCCUGGGAAGAGGAGGGGUAAGCUCUGGUGACACCAACCCCGGCUUGAGACACCCAGAGAUCCUCUGGGUCACCACUGCCCUUUGGGAACCCGCCCCCCAUCUUAUUCCUCCACCCUCAGGCAGCUUUGCUCCCAUCUUCCUCCCACAAGUGUACUCAGUCUGUUGCCAGCCUUUCAGACCCUACUCUCAGGGACUUGAGGUGGAUGUGCUGAUAGGAACAUCCCCAAGGCAAUUUCUUUGAAAUCAAUAAAGGCUGUCUUUUAUA
This is a messenger RNA of Lagenorhynchus albirostris (white-beaked dolphin), 2105 nucleotides long. RefSeq names its product gap junction protein beta 3 (gene GJB3). The record is from RefSeq and is a predicted model, not a curated record. The transcript has 2 exons. Bases 505 to 1317 code for a protein of 270 amino acids. Lineage: Eukaryota; Metazoa; Chordata; Mammalia; Artiodactyla; Delphinidae. Gene Ontology annotation, biological process: cell communication. Gene Ontology annotation, cellular component: connexin complex.